Molecule: messenger RNA, 510 nt
Organism: Aspergillus pseudonomiae
Lineage: Eukaryota; Fungi; Ascomycota; Eurotiomycetes; Eurotiales; Aspergillaceae
Exons: 2
Coding region: 1-510 (169 amino acids)
Source: RefSeq, a predicted model, not a curated record
AUGGCACAAGCUCUAUGCCUGGGAUCACCCUUCAAAACGCCAAUUAAGGCGGAGAAGGACUUAGACAGGGACAAUGUUCGACCGCAAAGCUCGAAGUUGGUAGCUUCGGAUAGCACUACAGAUACAAGAGAGGUGGCGGAUCCUUCCAAUCAUCUCUCUUCCGGUAUCUCCGCAGUUCGACCAGUGAGAUCCGAAGAGAGAUUCCGCACUCCCCAGUGCCAGAUGAAAAUGUUCAAUGUGCAAGAAAAGCUGGAGAUGUCAGGGGCAAGAUAUGGGGAUUGCAGCGGCCCAGAGCCGAUCCGUCGGACAGCCCGUCAGGAGGAGACAUCUCCGUUAGUUCGCAAAGCCUUGCGACAGAGCAAUCCCCCCAAUCAGGGGAUCAUGUCCAAAGUCAAGAGAAAGCUUCAAUUCACAGCUGGCUCAAGGAGUAAGAAAAGAGUUUUGGCUUCUAUUACUUUCGUGAGGCGCAAGUCGUCCACAACCAAGACGACCAAUUGGUGGGACAUGUGA